This is a messenger RNA of Phycomyces blakesleeanus NRRL 1555(-), 1962 nucleotides long. RefSeq lists its product as hypothetical. Lineage: Eukaryota; Fungi; Mucoromycota; Mucoromycetes; Mucorales; Phycomycetaceae. Bases 1 to 1962 code for a protein of 653 amino acids. The transcript is spliced from 2 exons. The record is from RefSeq and is a predicted model, not a curated record.
AUGGGAUCCUUUCUUGGUGACCAUGCUAUCACUUCGCGAGGAACUUCUUUUCUUCAGUGGAUUCAGGCAACUGGUCUCACUUGUUGGAAUGAAUUACUUGCAUUUGGUAUUCCUACCUUUCUUUCUGGUGGCUCUGGUACCUCACGUUCCAGUGUCAUUGAUUUAUUUCUUUCUACGUCCCCCCUUCUCAAUCCUUCUAUGCAAAUUCGUUCUGAUCUUUCUUUAGGCUCUGAUCACAAAAUGGUCAACCUCACUUUCACUCCCUAUGUUUCACCUCCCCCUCCCCCUACUAAUCAUCCGCGCCUACUUUGGAAUCUUUCCAAGCUUGCUCAGCCUGACACUCUCAAGAUCUACAUUGAUACAGCUUCUGCGUCAUUGGACAAUCUGACAGAGCAGUUCAGUGCUUUCCUUUCUUCUUCUUCUCCUCCUCCUGUAGAUUCUCUGUGCUCUGCUUUUGCUCAAGCUAUCUAUGAUGCUCUGGACACUGCUGUUGGUCGUCGUACACCACGUACCAUGCAAAAGUACUGGUUCUGGUCAGUGGACCUUCAACAAGCAAUGGAUCUGAGAGAACGCAGCUACCAACGCUGGCGUCAUUCUAGUGGUUUGCAGAAGGCUAUAUGCUGGAUGCGCCAUCAGGAUGCAUGUCAUGCUGUUAGGUUGUCAGUCCAGCGUCGUCGACGUGAAACAUGGAAAGAAUUCUGCAACAAAUUGGCAACACAAGACUUUGCAAAGACCACAGCAACAAUGAAACGUAUUAAAAGCCAUCGUCAAACCAGUCCUGUCUUUGUGGAUCCGGGUGGACCUCAAGUAGCUGCUAACAAAAUGGCUGAUCAUCUUCAACAGAUUUUCUCAGGUCAAUUUCUUCCUGCACGCCGCCCUCCAGACCAGACAGUGAUGAUUUCAUCACCAAUUGCAAUUGAUGAAUCGUGUCCUUUUACUCAUCUUUCUGUAGAGAGUGCAAUUCUCAAGCUUCCUACACGCAAGGCUCCUGGUGUUGACCAUCUUCGUGCUGAAAUGCUUCACCCAAUUGUUAAGCAAGUCUCUCCUGUUCUUUGUCUUUUCAUGCGUGCUCUUCAAUUACUUGGUGUCAAUCACACUGGGUUGUCACGUCUACUCUCAAUUCAUUUGUAUUGCCAGUUUAUUCAUCCACAAUUUGAGUAUGGCCUGGCAAUAUCCUGCUUCAACAUCAAACAAGUUGCUGUGCUUGAAAAGGCCCAGAACACAUGCUUACACAUGAUUUUUGGAGGUCACUCCACAUCUUCUACAUCUGUUUUCCGUCGCCUUGGGAAUCUUCUUAGCAUGAGGGAGAGGAUCUUGACUCUUGGUUUCAAGUUUGUAUAUCGUGCUUUCUGGUUGCCUGAUGAGGCUCUGUUUACUCUUCUUCGACCUGUUCUUACAAACCCAGCACACCAAUGGUUUAAGCUUUUAGCUAAUCCCAUUUGGUUGUCUCUCUCCAAUCGUCAGAAUGCUGAUUCUAAAGCUUGCAAGCAUGCCAUUCAUUCAUUUUUGAACCAGGGCCUCUCCUUGAAACGCUCUCAACAAAUACUUCUCUCUGCUUGCCGUCCUUCUCUUGGUGUUGACCCUAUUCUCUGGCUUCCCAUGACUAACUAUGAAUGUAGUAGAUUCAUACGCUGGCGUAUGGGGUGGCUUCCUGGACGUCCUCAACCUUGUUCCUGUGGAUUGCAUACCACCAGCCGUCAUCAUGUCAUUGAGUGCACUGGAGCUGCAAUUUGUCUCCAUCUCUAUUCUACAGUACAACCCAAUCCAAUUGAUUAUGUACUCAAUAUGCUGCCUAUGAAGAAACUUAAAAACAACAAGAACAAUGCCUUCUGGAUCUUUACUUGGCCAAUUCUUUGUAGAAUCAUAUUGGACAUAGAACAGAUCUGUCUCCCUGGGGUUGAUCUUGCUGAUCAUGCUGCAACAGACAGAGGACAACUCUUCUUGAACUGGCUACCCAAAUGA